Messenger RNA from Sphaerulina musiva SO2202, 792 nucleotides. RefSeq lists its product as uncharacterized. The record is from RefSeq and is a predicted model, not a curated record. Bases 1 to 792 code for a protein of 263 amino acids. The transcript is spliced from 2 exons. Lineage: Eukaryota; Fungi; Ascomycota; Dothideomycetes; Mycosphaerellales; Mycosphaerellaceae.
AUGGCGAGCAGCUCUCCUCAGCGCACUGCACUUGCUGCGCAGGGACGCCCUCCGGUCGAGCACCGAAAGAUGAUGCGCGGUGCGUCGAAAUCGAUCAUCAUCAUCGCAGGCAGUGGCAUGGCCGCAAACGACCCCAAGAUUGCCUACACCGUCUCCAAAGACCUCCUGACCCAGAAUUCUGGCAGUUUCCGCGACCUGUUCGCUUCGAAGCCGCUUUCGGAAGCCUUUCAAUUGCCACGGGUCAUGGCUCUCCCUUUCGAGUUCUACGUCCGCUUUCUUACAGACGCAAACCGAGAUCUGCUCACCAUGGCGAAGUCUCAUGCCGAUCGAGCAUGUCAGACAGAGGCUCUUCGUGCACAACGCCCCUCUUCCGACCAUGGCGACCUGGAACACGAGGUCUGUAUGCUCGAAGCCCUAUGCAAUAUCUGGUACUCCGCGCAUGGUUUCCGGGAUCCCAGAUUCUGUAAUGCAGCUAUCGACGCCAUCCUGCAUCUCCCGAACCUCGGACCCUGUGCCAUCAUCUGCACUACGAAGUGGUGUGCCCGCGCAAUGGGAGGAGACUCCAUAGUGGCACAGCACUUGGACGAAGAUACGCCACUGCUGAAGCUGAUGCUGGAUAGUGUCGCGGCUACUAUGACACCUAAUCUGAUGAGGUCCAACUUCCUGGACGGCACUUGGUCUCUCGACUUUGGCGCGAAACUUACCCUCCGAUUAAACACCUUCGUUCAUUUCGGCGUGGAGGUAAGAGUUCCGACACUGGGAGAGCGACAGCGAUACUACGCCCAAGCAUGA